Messenger RNA from Penicillium alfredii, 279 nucleotides. Its product is annotated as FluG domain protein. The transcript has 2 exons. The record is from RefSeq and is a predicted model, not a curated record. Lineage: Eukaryota; Fungi; Ascomycota; Eurotiomycetes; Eurotiales; Aspergillaceae. Bases 1 to 279 code for a protein of 92 amino acids.
AUGGUUCUGGAUUACCGAUCCACGACGCGCACUAAGUUAUGGUACGACGCUAGAAUACGAAAAGUCUACAAGCUAUUAUACACUAACAUUACCGCUGCAGGACAUCUAGAUAAAUAUUCAAGGAACGUUAUUAUAGGAUAUCAGCGGAGCGGUAUAUUCGCCUACUAUGUCUCUGUUAGAGAUAACACUCAAUCUGCCUUUAUAGAGACCCCUGCUAGAGAUGCCUUACUCAAGCUUGCUUGCAACUCGAGCCUAACACGGGAUGCGUCCGCACCUUAG